Molecule: messenger RNA, 1083 nt
Organism: Oryzias melastigma (Indian medaka)
Lineage: Eukaryota; Metazoa; Chordata; Actinopteri; Beloniformes; Adrianichthyidae
Product: fibrinogen alpha chain
Exons: 4
Coding region: 446-1057 (203 amino acids)
Biological process (GO): blood coagulation
Source: RefSeq, a predicted model, not a curated record
CAUAGAAAAUUCAAUAAACUGACUUCAUGCAUUUUGUUCACUCUAUAUAAUAAAGACUUAAAUCUAAUAAAUUAAACAAAGUUUCAUAAAUUCUUCCAAAACAAACCAACAGCUGCCUCCAUGAUCCACCUGUCUGCAGGGAUGUUCAAUAAAUCGAUGCAGAGAAAAGUUUCAAAGCGGCAAAAGCAAAGAGGAUCUUUGACCGCUUCCUCUGGUGACCUCAGAGCGCCGCCGUGGUUUGAACUGGAGCUCGGUUGAAGGUCACCUGACCUGCUUUUGCUUUCCUGCAGUGUGUUUGAGGCUCAAACAGCAGAGGAGGGACGGCCCCCCGGUCCUCAGGAGCACCCCCGGACGCGGGUCACCUCAGUGUUCAGCAAAACCCUCCCUGUGUUCGGAUGAUGACUGGGUUUCUAAAUGCCCGUCCGGCUGCAGACUGCAGGGUUUGAUGUCUCAAAUGGAAAUGGACGUGGACAGAAAACUGCAGACAGUGUGUGAAACAGCAAAGACGUUGGAGGAAGCAGCUGAGAAGUCGAUGGCGAGGAUGACGCAGGUCUACAACUCCCAUCGCAGAGUCAUUGUCAGCAGAUACGUGAGUGAGCAGAAGUUCGCGGCUCGUGCCGACGUCCUGGCAAAGAAACUGACAUCACUUCAGGAAAAAUCGAAGGUUCUGGAUGUAAAAAUAAAGGAGUUGAGAAGCAAGGUGAAGAAACAGGUGGAGGAGCUGUACCGAACGGAGGUGGACGUUGACAUGAUGUUACGGGCGUGCGGUGGUUCCUGUCCAUCCAGAACUCCGUUCAGCGUCGAUCAUCACAGCUCCCUUCAAAGUGAAUCCAUGUUGGAGGUUCUCCACCAGAGGAGCAGAGUCUCUCCUCCACCCACAGCUGUGAAAAAGAUCAAGCUACAACCUUUGGAGAACAGCCUGAAACCUUCUACAGACUAUAAGUCCAUCCCGACGGUCCGGAAAGAAGUGCUGACCCAGUUUGAAGACGUUGACCUGAACCGGUUCUCUUUGGAGGGCAAGCUGGACGACUCUGAGGGAUCCAAUGAGGUGGAAUGAACGUCUGAGGACGGGUUUGAAAGUCU